CGUCGGUGGAUCGACCUGCCCACCAGCAGCAGAGCAGCUGUCGAUCUACAAACCUUCACCUGUCGGGUAAGUUGCAGCAUUGCUCGAACUAAUAUGCUUGAGCUCGAAGUGAAUUUUCUUGCACAGCUACAACGAAUCUUCACGACCUCAGCGGUUGUAUGUUGUGCAGUAUCUGGUAAUGGUGCAAAGGCAAUACCAUUUAGUGGUAGCUCCAACGAUGGCCCCUUUCUCGCCAACGCAGGUUUAUUUACAACAAAUGCUAAAACAGAACGCGUCACUUUAACCCAACUCUCCUAUAUUGAAGUUUCUCCUAUUGCUAUUGUCAAUUGCCUCAAGUUCAUUGCCACCUCUAUCUACCCCACCAGAUGAUUUCGUCUGAUAAUUCUGCGACUUCGAAGCUCCCUCCCAAUUUGUCCAGCUGCUGUCAAGUCGCACAAGGCAAUACAUACCACAUGCCCAUACGUAUAAUACCCAUCUACAAUUGAAUCGCAUACGUUCACUUCCCUUUCGCUUUGUCGCUUUGUCGCUUUGUCGCUUUGCUCCCACCGCAAUGUUGGGGAAGCAGCAGGGCGCGUUUGCUUGUGAGUUUGCUUCGAAUCUGCCAGACUGUGCCUUCCCUGCUGCUUUGUUUUGUUUCGCGCAAACUUUCUUUUGUUGACUUUUUGUCUUGUUAUCAGCUGGCUCGAGAUUUGUAUUUCCCUUCAUUCGAAAUAAUCGUAGGAGAAGCAGCGCUCAUUCUCACAUCAACAUCGUCUCCCCACCACCUGAAGACGACAUCGACGACAACACCGCAGAGCCCGUGCUCUUUGUGCGCAAACAAUCUCUUCAAGACGAAAUCGACGUUGGCCUUGCAGUCUCAAGCAAACUCGAACCCUUCACCUCGCAUACACAGUCAGCUUCGCGUCCUCUCACAUUCGCUGAAGCUACCAUGACUACUCGUCCGCGACAUACAACCACCUCCCGCAUGCGCCUCGUUUCUGACGAAUACAGUGACACCAUGGCGGAUGCUUCUAUAGCAGAAUCCUUUGGUCCGGCUAGGGUGAUCCUCAAGAAGAAAAAGAAGGCUUCAAAGUGGCAGCGUCUUGAUCUGUCGGGCUCGGUAUCUGCUGAUAACGAGGGUGAAGACGAGGUGACCAGCAACCCCGCGUCAAGCGCGCCUACCCGUGCCAGUACCCCUCUAUUGACUUACGCCCUCUCCAAAUCCCCUCCUCUUUCUUCUCUUGAGCCCCUAUCCAGCGACACCACUGAGUCUGCGACUGCACACUCCUUGUCACACGAACGCGUGGCGACACUUGGUCACAAGGGAAAAGGGAAGGCUAUUGUUGAGGUGGACUCGCAAUCCAGCGUUGUUGAUUCUGAAGGUGAAUUCCAGCAAGGUUCCGGCCAGUCGUUCGAGGUUCAGACUCCCCUCGUCUACAGCUCCAUUGGAAUUUCCUAUAGUCCUUCCGACCAAGGUUACCCGCCUGGAUACUAUACCACACCUACACAGGCUGGUUACGAUUCUACUGUGUCCUUCGGAGGCUCGGAGUACAUCGACGACGACCCCACACCUCGUGUUGCCCAGGGCGGCUUCCAACCCUUCCAAAUCCGGCCUGCCCUGUCCCAGGACGAUUGGAGCACAUUUGAUGAUCUUGACCGAUCGGAUACUCAAUCCACGAAAGACCGCACCGAAGCCGUUCUUGCCCAAUUGAACGCAAACAUGAUGGCCAACAAGGGAAAGGACCUUGUUCUCGACGACGUGUUCGAUUCGGUCGAUUGGGACCCCGAAAUGCCAAAGGGGCCAUCAUUGACUUCCUCACCAGAGCCUAUACCACUAGAUCCCAAGCCAGUUGCCUACACCACCGUUGGUUCUCGCGUCGACCCAUCCGCCGUACCUCAAUUCAGUGCUCCAAAUAGGAUCCAACGCGAAGGUGCCAAUCGCCGACCCGUGCCAUUGUCUAUGAUGCAGUCACGACAAUUUGACGGUGGCUUCUAUGGCCAACAGCGUGGUCCUCCUCCUCCCCUCAAUAUGUCCAAUUCGAUGCAAUAUGCCCAGCAAUUGGGUCGCAAUCCGGCCAGCAUCAUGCCUUCAUCUGCAGGAAGUCAAUCUUCGGGUUCUACAAUGUCUAGGUCGAUAUCAGGUCAAAUGGCGGAGCCUGCUUCUGAUUAUGGCCAGUCUGAUUACGGUAGAGUUGAUGGUGGUCUGCGCGAACUAACGGAGCGAGAGGAGAAGUCUUUGGCACAGCAGCUCAACAUCCAGACCAAGUUCUCGUACGAGAACUCUUCGUACGAUGAAGAACCCAAGCCCCUUUUCAAGAUUACGACUGCGGGUGAUGAGAAUCGCAACCCAUACUCCGUCCGAGAACUACUCGAUGAUGAUUCUCGUCGUCGUUCGAACAGCUACCAAGAAUCACUCCAGGGCAUGGAUAGGAUGCAGACUCUCCAACGACUCUCGAAGUUCGAAAAUCCUAUGCAAGAAGCUUGUCGUACGAGAUUGGCAGAGCUGUCGCUCAAGGGAAAGCCUGCCAAUGGCUCAUCCACUCUCACCCCAUAUGAUAUUGCUGUUCGAGAUCAGAAGCCUGCAGCACCCAGUGAUGAAAGUUCUUUGGACAAGCUGAUCGCAAGCAUGAAUACUGGUGGAACCGGCGAGCUGAAUCGUAGCUACCAGUUUCCGCCACCUGGUCUGGUGACCCCCCGAGCAAAUCCCCUGCUGGCAGCUUUCAAUAACACAGCUUCUCAACCAGCUUUCGUACCUGCUCGCCCACCAGGAUAUCCUCAGCCGUUGACCGCUGGGCCACCACGUCGAAGCGCGUUCCCUCCCGGUAUGGGUCAGGUUGGAGCUCUUCAGUCAGCAUCUCAGACUCAGCAAGCCAGUGUUCCAGUCGGAGGAGCCAAGUCUAAGUCGUUGAUGUCCACCAAUCUACCAAAAGCUACGAUUUCGAGCUAUGGAAAUGCUAACUCAAUGGGAGGACCUCCAUUGCUGAUCGAGAACCGGAGCUAUCCUUCAACCGCUAUAUACGACACUCUUACUGCCCAGGAAGCUAUGAUGAAGUACUAUCCUAAUGGUCUCCCCCCAGACUUCAGUCACAAGUGGAACCCUAUCUCCGAGGAGAAUCGGAAGCUCAUUGGGGAAGCCUCACAACUCACUGCUCAAGAGCAGUCCGCAACCAAAUUGAAGGAGCAUGAGGAUUGGUUCUACCAAGGUCAGAGACGUUUCGUGACCAUGAAGGGUCAAGACUACAUUGAGGAGUUGGAGAUGCGAAGUAAAUGCACUGACAGGUUUGGAAACAUCGGCCCUCCUCGACGGAUUAAUCAUCCCGUCAUCCCAGUUGAGAUCACCCCGGAGCAAGCCAAGAACAUAUCCAUAUCCGAAGCUGCCAUACCCAUUCUUGACGCUUCUUUCGGUACCUUGCUAGCUUAUGCCGAGGCUAGCAACUCCUCUCGUUCUCGUCUCAGCAAAUUCGUCACUCCUGCCAAACAUCUGGUCGACACAAGCCCAACUGGCAAUGACAGCUCCUUUGGUGAAGAUUGGGGUCCACCAGGUGGUCCAACAGGUUCAAGAUUCUCUGUUGCCAACAGCUCGAGAUCAUCGUCCGUUGCUCCCGGCUCUUCCAGGGGAGGCGGAGUCAAGAUCAGCUUGUUCGACCGCUUCAACAGUGGCAAGUAUAGCAAGAACUAGGUGUCGUCUGAUCCCUUACAAAUCUAUUGGAUGGCUCCUAUUUUCGCAUGUUGCUUGAUAGAAUUCGGACGAUUGACACUGGUGGAUAUGAGAGAGUGAAUCACAUGCUGGUGAGGGAGAUCGUGAUGAAGUACAUUGUCGGACUGGAUUGAAGACACUCGAGCGCGAUGUGGCGGACUCUGGCCAUAAUUGAUUGGCUUGCUUUUUACUUCUCGGAUUGCUGGAUGUUCCGCCGGAUUAAUGUAUGUGUUGCUGUAUACUCGCACAGUUGCAAAGCUACUUUGAAUCAGAGGCGGGUUGAUGGUGAGGUCGGCUCUACAACGAGUGGAAGAGCUUCUAUUAAGAAUAUUAAGGGCUGAUUGAAGGAUCUCGUCAAGCUAAUUUGUCGUUUUCUCUGUUGCGCAUCUGAUCGCCAAG
Messenger RNA from Cadophora gregata, 4075 nucleotides. RefSeq lists its product as uncharacterized. NCBI's taxonomy places the organism in Eukaryota, Fungi, Ascomycota, Leotiomycetes, Helotiales, Ploettnerulaceae. The transcript has 2 exons. The record is from RefSeq and is a predicted model, not a curated record. Bases 929 to 3658 code for a protein of 909 amino acids.